UAGAGCAAAAAAAGGUGGACUAGAAUCUCGUGCUAUCCUCUCAUCCUAAGCAAUCUCAAUUCUCUAGGGUUAGGUUUCCCCCUGAACUUCCAGUCCCUCUUUGAUUCCCUCGCUUUUCUCGAUCUCAUCGCCGCCGUCCGAUCGACCCUGUUUUCGCGAAAUAUGGUCGCGAUUCCCCUCAGGGUUCAGAAUUUCUCUCUCUUCAACUCGAGUCUGCUCCCGAUCCUUCAUCUCUCCCGCUCUUGUAGACGCUACAGGCUCUCUCUCUCUUGAUUCUGUGAUUUUCUGGAACGAUCUAGGGUUUCUGUUUGAUGCUGGAUAUUGUGUAAAUAGUGUGGAAAAUUAGGGGCGUUUUGGAGAUUUACGGUGCGAUUAGGAGUGAUCUGGUUAGGGUUUGACUUGAGAGGCUAUGUAUAUUGAGGAGUUGAAAGGAGGCGAAGGUGGAGAAGGAGUGGAGUUAGGGCAUGGGAGUGAUCGGAGCGGCGUCGUAGGUUCGGAUGUCAAGAGGGUGUUGAUCGGCGCCGGGGCUCGGGCGCUGUUUUAUCCGACUUUGCUUUACAAUGUCAUUCGGAAUAAGCUUCAGGCUGAGUUUCGCUGGUGGGAUAAGGUCGAUGAGUUUGUAUUGUUAGGUGCAGUUCCGUUCCCUACUGAUGUGCCUCGCUUAAAGGAGGUCGGAGUUCGUGGAGUUAUCACACUUAAUGAGCCAUACGAGACUUUGGUUCCAACGUCUCUUUAUCAGUCCAAUGGCAUUAGGCAUAUGGUGAUUCCUACAAGAGACUACUGCUUUGCACCAUCGCCGAAUGAUAUUUGUCGAGCUGUAAACUUCAUUAGUGAAAAUGCAUCAAAUGGGACAACUACAUAUGUUCACUGUAAAGCUGGAAGGGGCCGCAGCACGACCAUUGUUAUCUGCUACUUGGUCCAUCACAGGCAGAUGACCCCUGAUUCUGCCUAUGAAUAUUUGAAGUCAAUUCGGCCACGUGUGCUUUUGGCGUCUGCUCAGUGGCAGGCUGUUCAGGAAUACUACUAUUUCUUGGUGAAAAAAGCUGUGGUUUACAGCAAUUUGACAAAUCUGAUACUGAAUCCCCCAUGUUCAGCUCCCUCACAUGAUCUGCUUGCAUUUGACGAGGGCUCUGUAGUUGUGGUGACCGAAUCAGAUCUUGAAGGAUAUGAUGCUACUAUUGAGGCAGGUGCUGUGGGAAAUCAGAUAUGGGCCGACUUAAGUGUGGUCUAUCGGGUUCGAGUAGCUGGUCAGGCAGCUCUCACAAGGAUUUCAUGCCUGUGGCUCCGCUGCCAUGCUCAAAAGAAGAUUUCAGCAGAGAAGUUGGGCAGGGAAAGUAGCUGCUCGAUUACAGCUGAUCAUCUGGGAGGCAUUAGUGUGGACAUACAAGUUUACUGAGGAAAACCUCACUAAAUUGUAAAUACAAGAAAUAUGUUUGCCAAGUGUUUUAUAUUUUCCUUGUACAGAAAAUAUGGGAAAUAACGUUAUGUUAAGCUCUGCAAUAAACUCGCUUUUUCUCCGUCCUGUAAAUUGAGUUAGUAAUCGAAUGAAAGAGAGUUGAGCUUAAACCUUGUUUGUAUCUUUUAGUUUGCAAUGCAAGAUUUUAAUCCACAGG
This is a messenger RNA of Argentina anserina (silverweed cinquefoil), 1613 nucleotides long. RefSeq names its product phosphatidylglycerophosphate phosphatase PTPMT1-like. The record is from RefSeq and is a predicted model, not a curated record. Gene Ontology annotation, molecular function: protein tyrosine/serine/threonine phosphatase activity. Lineage: Eukaryota; Viridiplantae; Streptophyta; Magnoliopsida; Rosales; Rosaceae. The coding region runs from base 410 to 1396 and encodes 328 amino acids. The transcript has 6 exons. Gene Ontology annotation, biological process: protein dephosphorylation.